AUGUCGAAGCUUUCGUUUCGGGCAAGGGCGCUCGAUCCCUCGAAACCCAUGCCGAUCUAUCUGGCGGAGGAGCUGCCGGAUCUGCCCGAGUACUCCGCGAUCAACCGUGCAGUCCCGCAGAUGCCGAGCGGCAUGGAGAAGGAAGAAGAAUCGGAGCAUCAUCUUCAGCGGGCAAUAUGCACCGGACUCAUCAUUCCCACCCCGGAAGUGUACGACUCGACAGAUUCCGAGUUCUACGACAAAUACUACCCGCCCGACUACAAACUGCCCAAGCAGCUGAUCCACAUGCAGCCACUCAACCUCGAGCAGGACAUACCGGAUUACGAUAUGGACAGUGCGGACGAGGUAUGGGUUACGUCACAUGAGAAGAAGCUCGAUCUAGAUCCGCUGAAGUUUGAAAUCAUGAUGGAUCGGUUGGAGAAAAGUUCCGGCCAGACGGUGGUCACACUACAAGAUGCCAAAGCCCUAUUGAAGCAGGACGAUGAAGUGAGCAUAGCUGUGUACGAUUACUGGCUAAACAAGCGGUUAAAAAUGCAACAUCCCCUGAUACUGUAUGUGAAGACGGAAAAUCGAGGCAACAUGACACCGAACAAUCCCUACCUUGCAUUCCGGCGGCGAACGGAAAAGAUGCAAACGAGGAAAAAUCGCAAGAACGAUGAGUCGUCGUAUGAGAAGAUGCUGAAGCUAAGGCGGGAUCUGUCGCGCGCAGUGACGCUGCUGGAUAUGAUCAAGCGGCGGGAAAAGCUAAAACGGGAGCAGUUGCACCUGAGCAUCGAAAUCUACGAGAAGCGUUACCAAGCGCAGGAUUUCCAUGGUCAUCUCCUGUCCGAGUUUACGUCCAAUGCGACCCGUGUCACGAGACCUGCAUUUGCACCCAUCUACACCAACCAGUACGCACCGUUGGCUGGUGGGCAGGGUGUCAAUGCGGUGGGUAAUGCUGGUGCCGGUUCGUAUCUGAACAGUGGAGGCUCCUCGUCCCAGUACGAAGGUCACGGUACGGGUGGUAGCAGUGGCACCAACAAACGUGAUAAUGAGAGUCUCAGCAGUCGGAAGGAGAAGCGGCAGUAUAAGAAGCGGAAGCUAAAAAUGCAGAAAGACCGUGGGUUAUCGAGCGGUGGUAGCGGUGGCGUCGGAACGGCAGGUGGUCGGGGAGAUGUGGCAGGUGGCACGAAUAGUGCAGGUGGUUCCGCGUUGCAUCAUCAUCACCAUCCACAGCAGCACUACCACGGAACGAUGCUAGGUGGCAUUGGUGGACGUGGUGUAGAUGGCACUGUAGUUGGCGGACAUGGAACAGACCAUCAUCAUCAUCAUCUGCACGGGUCGGGUGAUCAUGUAGUUUCGUCCGAUGAUGAGGAACUUUCUAAUCUGCAAGGUUCCUCGGCAGAAGAAGAGUACGCUUAUGCAUUCCGAAGAAGUAAACACAGCCAGUAUCACAGGCCCCGCGCGGAUGGUUACGGUAAUUGGCCGUGGACGUCCCGGGAGGAAAACGGUUCGGCAGAUCCACGAUAUCGGUUUACCCUUACUUCUUUACGAUAUCCAAGACCUCGAUGUAUAGGUUUUGCGCGACGGCGUUUGGGUCGCGGUGGGCGUGUCAUUAUUGACCGAAUAGCGACCGAUUUCGAUGAUUUGUGGUCACGGUUAGACUACACGAUCGUCGAGAGUGAAACGAUCGCAUCACUGAACACUACCGAGCCAACAAAGUCCCGGGACGAACAGAAAACGGACGAGAACAAUGAACCGAUCGUGAUCCCAACGCGUAGACGGCAAAUCGAACGUACGGUUAGCGUUAGCAGCAACUGCAGCAAUACCAGCAGUACUGCUGGUGUGGUUGUGUCGUUGAAACCUCCUCGAUUACCUGCGAUCUUCAACCAUCAACAUCAGAACCUGCCAUUAGUCAAUGGUUCCAAUGAGUUGUCCUCGGCUGCGAACGGUACAAACACCGUAACACGAAGGAAACUGAUUCUGAAGCAGGAGCAAGCUCCCGUGCUGAGUGACUACGAAUCGGAUGGUGGUGAGAUUCAAUUUUUGGCCAGCAUUGGGCUGAUGAAUAAGGCUGAAAAGGAAGCGGAGGCCACAUUUGCCAAUACCAAGCGUCGGCUUCGGUUUGACAGUGAGGAAAAGGAUGAAAAUCGUCCAGGGACGGCGUUGGAUGGGGAUAGUAGUGAAGUGUCCAAGGAUGGUGGUGUGUUGGGCGAUGAAAGGACAUUGCGAAAUGUUCAAAACUCAGAUUUAAUUGUGAUAAAAAGUGAAGACAGCACUGAGCUGGUGGUGUCGACGGGUAGGGACGGUUCUGCAGUCGUAAAGCAAGAACCGGAAUCGUUGGAGGAUUACCAAAAGGUGGGCGGUGGUAGUACCGGUGGAGUUCCCAUGGGAGAGGAUUUCGAGCAGUUGAUAGACAAUGUAAAUAGUCACAAUCACGUACGGAAUCGUUUUAACGUUACAACGGAGGGCGUCGGAAGCAGCAAUAGUAUUAAUUCUUCGUCGAACUAUGGAGCGAUCGGGUUGUCGGAUGAACUGCAGAACCCGCAGCACACCCAAACCCACCAACAAAUGCUCGGUUCGUCCAGAAAGCGUCAGGGGCCGGAAGACUCUCCUUCGCGAUUACACGAUGCAACUCGGGAAGAUAUCAAUGCGGUGUAUAAGGAUCUACUGAACGAUAUUCAAUCGAACUGGUUACACUUUCGCCCGAAAACUCCGGAACCUAGCCAGGAUGAUCUGCUAACGCUAGAUGGCGAUCUGGAGCACUGUUUCGGUUUGACCGAUCGGAAGCGUAUCACACUGGAACUGCAGGCCCUUGACGAACAGCUGCCAGCGACGUUAUUCGCUCCGAGCAAAGGAACGACGGUAUCUUCACAGUUCCGUACCACACCAUACGAUCUGGACAACCUUAUCGAACCGCAUCCUUUGUCGCUCGAGGAGGGAGAUAGCUCUGUAAGUGCGAUGGCAAAAGGAGCCACGAUCACCGCAUCAUCAUCAUCAUCAUCGGCCGUUGAAGUUAAGCUGGAGACGUCGGGUUCGUCAAGUGCGGAUAAUAAUCUUAGCGUACCGUCAGAGUUGAAUCUAAGCUUGAACGAAUCGAGCGAGGAUAACGAAAAGAUGCUGGACAAUAUUCUGCAAGAGUGUGCGAUAGACGACCCGAAACAGUUGCACCAAACGAGCAACUUCUGGAACGGUAUCCUGGACGAUGGUGUGCUGAAUAAUCUCGAGGCUGGCGGUAGCGAGAGAAGCACGCAGGAAGAUGAUCCGAUGGUGGAGGAACAGGAGUCGGGCGAUUCGAACCUGUUCGUUUCCAGCUCCGCUAAGAUUGGAUACCAUUCGGAGUUGGUCGGGUAUGGGCGACCCUCGGGAGCCGCCGAUCGCCGCACGAGCAAGAGCAAACGACGAAAGAUGCUGAAACGUUGCAGCUAUUUGGUGGGCAGUAGCUACUUCGCGGUGAAAAGUUUACCCAAAGAAGAAAUAUUUCAGCCAUUACUGGAUGCAAAUGGUCAACCGAUAUUUCUUAGCGAUAGCGAUGCGGAUGCUACGAUUGAUGGUGUAAUGGAGCAAAAUGAACUUCGCGAUGUUGAGGACACGAUGCAAAGCGACUUACAGUCCACUGCCGUUGGCGUGGAGGCGAUGGAGAUUAAAAUGGAAGAAGAAACCUCGCUGGCACCAGCGAACGACCUUCCGGAGGGUAUUUCAACCGUCCCGGUGGCUGUAGCGUCAGGCGAUCACGUGAUCAAGAUUGAACCGCCGGACGAACUGGUACCUCCAGCUGAUGGAGGAGGUGGUUGUGAUGCGACAUUACUGGGCAGCACUCCAACCACGGUUCAAUUUCUACCUCACAACAGUACCAUGGCUGCACCGGCCGCUACUACCAUCAAGCUGGAACCGUUCAAUCACAUCAGCCAAAUAACGGCGCGAAGUUCGACUCCGGACGGGGCACGCGUUGUACCGACCGGUUCUGCGACACUGAUCCCGGCAACGAUCGUUGUAUCGCAACCAUCGUCGACGGGCAGUUCGUCGAUGUUUUCGGCCACUUCCGGGACGGUUCCGGCCGUUGUAUCCGUUGCACUUCAGCAGGGUAGUUUACACCAGCUGGUGCACACUUCGUCCGCUCCAUCGAUGGGUGCCGGUACGACAAUGUUGGUGAUGCAAUCCAUUCCAGCGAACAACGGCGGUUCGUUACAAUCGUCGCCGUCCGUGUCGUCGGUCCCAGGUACACCGACAUCAUUCCUACUGACCACUUCCACCGGUAACGCAAUCAGUGGCAGUAACGCCAUGGGAACAGCGUCGUCGAUCGCCGGUUCGAUCCUAGUGCAAUCGUCCGCAUCGUCUUCACUUUCCAACGUUGGCCAAUCGUCUUCGGCGUCAACCGCCUCGUUACUGGCUGGUUCUACACCGAUCGUCGUUACGGUGCCACCGGCCAGCAGUAGCGGUAUGUCAGUCACACAGCCGAUGAAUGUGGUAAUGCCAACCAGCGGUACCAACACGGUCGUAUCGAUUGCAUCUCCGAUCGUUGUAUCUUCGUCCUCGGCAGCAACACUGGCCCAAUCGAUCGUGCAUGCACAGUCACAGUCGUCUCAGUCAUCGGUUAUCGCUAAUAAUGCAGCCGCCGGCAGUAAUAGUUCCACCUCCAGCGUAAACACAGCAACGACUGCCCUGAACAGUUACAUUGUGCAACACAACUCGACACCGAUCAUGCUUUCGCAUCAGCAAAUGCAACAGCUAGCGAACAGUGGUGGUGGUAAUAUCGUAACCGUCGGUGGGCAACAGGUUGUCACGACGAAGCAGCACCACGGCGAAACGUAUGUGCUCACACAGACGCCGCUGAAGAAGCAAAUCAAUGGACCGUCCGAUGGUAACAAAAAUGCCACCACUUCUGCUGUCAAUGCGCAAAAUAUCAACAACCAGAAGUUCCACGCACUGUUGAGCCAAAAGUUGGGCAGCAAAUCUACCGAUCUGAACAAAAAGCAGCUGGAAAUGUUACGCAAAGCGUUUGGUUCCACACAGAAGAUGAUCGUUAAAUCGACCAACCAUACGCAGCAAUUGCAUGGUGGUACCGCUAGCGGUAGCGCUGGCAUAGCCGGACAUCAUCAGCAAUCCGCAGCUCAGCAACAGCAGCAGCAACAGUACAACGUUAUUCACCAAAAUUCGUUGAACACUCCGAUCACGAUCGUUUCCGCUCAAAGCCCUGGCCAGCCGACGCAGAACAAAAUCAUCCUAACCUCUUCGCCACACCUGCUGCAACAAGCAACUGCAGUCGGUGGCGCCACAGCAGGACAACUGAUAGCUGCGGGCCAUGGUAAGAUUCAGCUUACCACGGUCCAGCAAAGUCAACAACAGCAACAAGCAGGUCAGGUGACUACCGGUACGACCCGGGGACAGAUUGUGACGCUGGAUCCAACGGGCCAGCAAGGGGCGGGAACAGUGGCCGGUGUGCAGCAGCAACUAAAGCUCGAGAAGAACAGCAUACUGUACAACAUCAAGAACAGUCGCGGUCAGUUUCUUCACCUCAACCCAAAGGUGGUCAACAUUAUUCAACCGGUGCAGCAGCAAAAGAUCGUAAACAGCUUGACGAUUCAGCAGCAGCAACAACAGCAACAGCAGCAACUUUUACACAAUCAGGCCGGUCAUGGUGGGACGACUACAACCAUUCUGAGCAAAGGCCAAACGGUUCAACGAAUACCGACGGUUAGCAUUCGCACUCAGCAACAGGCACAACAGCAGCAGCAACAGCAGCAACAACAGCAGCAGACAAACCUCGUCGAUAUGGUCGUGGUGAACAAUGCAAGUAAUAUAAAGUUUAUUCAAGCCGCAGCUUCGGCAGCGGCCGCUGCUGCUGCUGCAGGUGGUGGUGGCAGCGUGGUAAACAACACCACCGGAGGAACGUUGGCAUCGAGUCGCGUAAAUUCCGUCACAACAUCGUCGGUCGGUGGCACCGCGCUGAAUGCUUCUUCGGACGGUGGCACUAGCAACAGCGGUGGCACCAAUUGCGUACAGGUGGUCGCCACAUCAUCCGCAAAUGUGAACAGCGUCGGCGCGGGAGCGCUAACGAACAGCAGCAACUCGGGCGUAGUCGCUUCGGUUGCAUCUCCGGUGGCGACGGUAACCGCUGGAACGGUGGUCGGUGGUAGCACAACGGUCGUUGGUAAUGCUGGUAUUGCGGCCAACAGUAGUAAUGGUGGUGGCGUAACCGGUAACGCCAGCGGUAACACUAAUCCUUCAGCCAGUAUAAACAUUACCAAUAGGUGA
This is a messenger RNA of Anopheles marshallii, 6234 nucleotides long. RefSeq lists its product as uncharacterized. NCBI's taxonomy places the organism in Eukaryota, Metazoa, Arthropoda, Insecta, Diptera, Culicidae. Gene Ontology annotation, cellular component: piccolo histone acetyltransferase complex. Gene Ontology annotation, biological process: regulation of transcription by RNA polymerase II. Bases 1 to 6234 code for a protein of 2077 amino acids. The record is from RefSeq and is a predicted model, not a curated record. The transcript has 10 exons.